Messenger RNA from Trematomus bernacchii (emerald rockcod), 2066 nucleotides. RefSeq names its product tubulin alpha-1C chain-like. Gene Ontology annotation, molecular function: structural constituent of cytoskeleton; GTP binding. The transcript is spliced from 4 exons. The record is from RefSeq and is a predicted model, not a curated record. Bases 116 to 1468 code for a protein of 450 amino acids. Gene Ontology annotation, cellular component: cytoplasm; microtubule. Gene Ontology annotation, biological process: mitotic cell cycle; microtubule cytoskeleton organization. NCBI's taxonomy places the organism in Eukaryota, Metazoa, Chordata, Actinopteri, Perciformes, Nototheniidae.
GAGGAAAAUCACGUCAGUUACUUCUUACACUGGACCCAUAAAGGCCUUGCUGUGAGAGAUAACUUGGACUUUUCCGUUUAUUAAUCAAACUCCGUAUACUCCACAUAUUCAGAAAAUGCGUGAGUGUCUGUCCAUCCACGUCGGUCAGGCUGGUGUCCAGAUUGGCAAUGCCUGCUGGGAGCUUUACUGCCUGGAACAUGGGAUCCAGCCGGACGGCAGGAAGCCCGGUGACCAGUCAAUUGGAGGAGGAGACGAUUCCUUCAACACCUUCUUCAUGGAGACUGGAUCGGGAAAGCACGUCCCCAGAGCAGUUUUUGUUGACCUGGAGCCCACUGUCAUCGAUGAGGUGCGCACUGGGACCUACCGCCAGCUGUUCCACCCUGAGCAGCUGAUCACUGGCAAGGAGGAUGCUGCCAACAACUACGCCCGUGGACACUACACCGUCGGCAAGGAGGUCAUCGACCUGGUGAUGGACAGGAUCCGCAAACUGUCGGACCAGUGCACUGGUCUUCAGGGUUUCCUGGUUUUCCACAGCUUCGGAGGGGGCACCGGCUCUGGUUUCACCUCCCUGCUGAUGGAGCGUCUGUCUGUCGACUACGGAAAGAAGUCAAAGCUGGAGUUCUCCGUUUACCCAGCUCCCCAGGUGUCCACCGCUGUGGUGGAGCCCUACAACGCCAUCCUCACCACCCACACCACCCUGGAGCACUCUGACUGUGCCUUCAUGGUUGAUAACGAGGCCAUUUAUGAGAUCUGUCGUAGAAACCUUGAUAUCGAGCGUCCCUCUUACACCAACCUCAACAGGUUAAUGAGUCAGAUUGUGUCCUCCAUCACUGCAUCCCUUCGUUUUGAUGGUGCCCUCAAUGUUGAUCUGACAGAGUUCCAGACCAACUUGGUGCCCUACCCCCGUAUCCACUUCCCUCUGGCCACCUAUGCCCCUGUUAUCUCUGCAGAGAAAGCUUACCAUGAGCAGUUAACGGUGUCAGAAAUCACCAAUUCCUGCUUUGAGCCAGCCAAUCAGUUUGUUAAAUGUGACCCACGCCACGGUAAAUACAUGGCCUGCUGCCUUUUGUACCGUGGUGAUGUGGUUCCCAAAGAUGUGAAUGCUGCCAUUGCAACCAUCAAAACCAAGCGCUCCAUCCAGUUUGUGGACUGGUGCCCCACUGGUUUCAAGGUGGGCAUCAACUACCAGCCGCCCACUGUAGUUCCUGGUGGAGACCUGGCCAAGGUGCAGAGGGCUGUGUGCAUGCUGAGCAACACCACUGCUAUUGCAGAGGCCUGGGCUCGGCUGGACCACAAGUUUGAUCUGAUGUAUGCUAAGCGUGCCUUUGUGCACUGGUAUGUGGGGGAGGGUAUGGAGGAGGGGGAGUUUUCUGAGGCCAGAGAAGACAUGGCUGCUCUGGAGAAAGAUUACGAGGAGGUUGGAGCUGAUAGUCUGGGAGGUGAGGAUGAGGAAGGAGAGGAGUAUUAGAAAGGCAAACAUUCCCCUUUAUUGAUCUCUGUGCCUUUUGUGUCAAAUAAAAUCUGUUUGUGAACUGAACUUAUCAUUUGCACUCUUCAAUAAAUUCACUGAUGUUGAAAAUGAACUGCCUAGAUGGGUUGUAUGUAUUCACUUCAUUUCAAUCAAAAAUGUUUUGACUCAAUUUAGUCACUUGGGGCCAGUGGUGUUAACAUGUUCUCAACAGACCAGGCAUUGGCAAUCUACUCAAAUGUACUGCUGGAUUCAUCACUAAAUCAUUUCACAACAUCAGAUGAUUUAAGAACAUCAUUUGCAUAUCUUACAUUCACUUAAAAUGGGAAUUAUGCUUUACGUGAGAAGAACUCACAAGUCCUAACAUAAAACCCCUGGUUUAAAAUAAGGUGUGAUCUUCACUGGGGUGGGGGCUCUCAUGCUGGCAAACAGGUGGUGUUCCCAGAUGGAAAAUGAAUUAAACUGAAAGCCGUAUUAAGAAACAUGUAAAGCCAACAUUCAAAAAGACUACAUAGUUUAGUAAAAAAGUGUUUUAAAAGUUUUAAAUGUUCAGUUAUUUUUCACCAUGUUGGGUUACGAAUAAAAGGAUUUCUUGAAA